Anopheles nili is the source of this 3333-nucleotide messenger RNA. RefSeq lists its product as uncharacterized. The coding region runs from base 1 to 3333 and encodes 1110 amino acids. The record is from RefSeq and is a predicted model, not a curated record. NCBI's taxonomy places the organism in Eukaryota, Metazoa, Arthropoda, Insecta, Diptera, Culicidae. Gene Ontology annotation, biological process: protein ubiquitination. Gene Ontology annotation, cellular component: Cul4-RING E3 ubiquitin ligase complex. The transcript has 5 exons.
AUGGAAUCAAAUCUGAUUUGCUUUGCGAAGGCGUCGGAACGACUUAGCCAAAUGCAACGAUUGCCUCCAUCGGACGGGCAUCGAUUCUUCACCCGGUCUUACAGUGGCAAUCGCACUCAAAACGUCCUGCUAAAGGUUUUGUCCCGAGAAUACUCAGGGUACUUCGCCUCUGGCCUUAACAGGCGUUCUAAUGAGAAACCAUUCCAAGAGGUACCGGAACAGCUGCAAUUCUGCCUAAAGGAUAUUGUGCCGUACUGUUUCUUAAAUGGGCACAUGUUCAUGGGUUUGACGAGCUGCGGCCAAUUUCUGCUAAGCUACAAACUAUCGUACGACUACGAGGAACCGUUUGAGAAUGACUUUUGUUCCAUCCACAAAUAUGAGCUUUACUUUUGGAUCUACAGGCCGCACAUGUUGCUGAGUAAAUACUUUCACGUUUGCCUUUUCGAUGAUCACGGCGUGGACGAAAUCAAAUCGGUAACCAUAACGCAGUGGAAAACAGAUAACCAGCUGUUAAUCGUGCACGGUGGUAAUAUGAAUGAUGAAUCCGAUUCCUACGUCACGAUGGUCCGCGUACCCAAGUUGGGUUGCCUCGACUGCAAACAAGUGCGCGAUGCGCACAAUGGCGAUGAGGAGCGUCAGGAUAUUCUUUGCAUUGGGUGUAACAUGACGAUCCACAUGAAGUACCGCAACACAGAUUCGGGACCUCGUUUUAAUCCGAACUUCAAUCUCAAUUGUCCUGGGUACGUAAUAAUGAGCGAGAACAGCUUUAUCCACACCAUUCAUGUCGAGCUGGAUACGAAGCGAUCCCAACAGCGAGCAGGCGCAACUGCCGUACUUAGUUCUAAGUAUUUGCGAGGUGCAAAAAUUAACAAGCAUUUAACCGAAGAGUGCAAAAGGGCAGCAACUUGUAGAGAACCGGAACCCAUAUCUAGCUUAAAGCAGCAGGAUAUGGCUACGGUUCCUAAGAGAUGCGAAGUAGAUACGUUAAACAACGGAUCGAACUCCCUACUCAAUCCAAAGAUGAGCAUCGCUGAGCAAAUCAUCGCAGAUUUUGCAGAAUACGAGACUGAUAUGUACGAAACGAAGUGUUCCAUUCGGAGCUAUCCGGAUAAUUUUGACGAGCUCAUCAUAACCUCGCCUGUUGCUUCCGUUGCGAUGCAAGACGGAAACUCCACCGAGCCAAACACGGCGAAAGUGCGACUGAUGAACCAUCGCAAUAAUACCAACAUAGAGCUAAGAUUUGAGAGCGUGUCGGGUGCAGCGAGUUCAUCAGGAACGUAUGCGGGACCUUCGUCCGUGCCGGUGGUACACGCUCCGCACCGAAAGUCGUUCGUCACCCGUGUUGAUCUUCAAUCGAACGAUAGUCAACCAAGGCAAGACGCGUUCAACGGCGUGCGCAUCACGAACCCAUCUGUGCCAAUGUGUGAUAUGUCAUUUACGGCUAGUUCCUCAACCACUGCACCGACCUCGCUGAUAUCGAGGUCGCCUUUGCGAAGAAGAUUCGAUUUUUCCGAGUCAUCCUAUGUUCCUAACGCUCACCUAGUUCAUCAACAGUCCGCACUGUCAUUGCAGCAUUGCGUUGUGAACGGUAAUGAUGGUGCGAACUUCCAUGCUGCCUCUGUUCCGAGCAUGGAACUGGAUGCCGAUGCUGCCAAAGCAUACGAGUUCUCCGAAGACAACGAACGCUGUGAAAAAAUAAGCACUUUCCGCAAGCGACGCUUAGCAGACAAAAAGUACGAAUUUUCCGAAGAGCCUACUAGCGAGGAAAACAUCGAACCGUUCAACCGUUUGCGGAACCAAAUCCGGAAUCGGGUGGCAGCACCCGGCUACGGUUCGGCUCACCAUCAUGCUAGUUUCGUGGAUAUGAUCCCAACCACCCACCAUCUGCAUCGAGCUUCACCAAGUCAUGGAUUUCGGUCACCGUGUGGAUCUCCGGUCGGUAACAGAUAUCUUCGUUCUCCACCCGGUAUCCGGUCACCUUCGUACUAUCGUCAUCGCUCACCGUCGUCUCAGGGGACGACUACGGUCAAUGGUUCGGUAGUACUGCUCAGUACCGGUGGCGUCCCAACAGGAGCCUCAGCUGGAACUGCGAUAAAGCAGCUUAAGCGGAACGUGCCACUCGACCCACGGGACUUUAUUCAGAUACUAUCACCCAGUGCUGGCAUAUCGUCGGGAUUGGGAGGGUCAGGCGAGGCGGGAGCUCCAGACAUUCCGAAGUUUUUCCUAGAUGCGAUUCAAAAAAUAAACGAAAAGAAAAUGGCCAACGAGCUGCUGCUGCACGAAGGAAAUACAAAUAACGAAAACAACAUCAAUUGUGAUAACCAGCUUCCGAUCAAACGAUCAGCCAACGACGUAACCUUGCCAACCGAUUCAACCAAGCCGGCUGAGCAACCGACGUGCACCAAAAAGAUUGUGAAAAUCUACGUUGAGGAGGACGACGCGAAUUCCGUAGUAACUACAGAGGAAGAUGAUUGCAUUUCUCCUGGCUAUCAUGCUUCGCUACCGAUGGAGGUGCACGGAUCCUGCUACUCGAAUAUGCAAAUCAUUUCACAAGCCUCAUUCAACAAGCUACACUGUCCAGCCGUCGUCGUUACGCAGAAUUCGUUCGAUAUGGAAACGUUUUCAUUCCACGUGGCCAAUUACAUAUGUGCGCAAGACGGUAAAAAAUAUGGCAUCUUGCUGGAUUCAGCGUACGAGUUAACGCACGUAUGUCCGUUGACGAAAACAAUUACUUGCACGACAGUACUACAAUUUACAGCGAACGAUAUUGGUAACAAAGAGCCAACGUCUUGCCAUAACUGUACCGCAUCAAUCGAUUGUCAAAUGCACCGGAAGGUCUACCAAUGUCGGUCCCUAUUCACCUGGUGUAUUACGACCGGCGAGUGGACGGUGCUAGAUUACGGAAAUCUAACUUCUGGCCCGUAUCUCGAUGUAAAAAAACUGGCCUCCAACUAUAACCACCUGUUGAAAAAACUACGCUCAUUCACAAAAAAGCUGUUUAGCAGCAGCGGUAGUACUGGCUGUGAGAGUGAAUCCAACCGAACGUACGAAUAUCUGAAUCACCUCCGCGUGCUCGAUUCGGACACUAGCAAGGCGAAGCGUCGUCUGACCGAUCUGGACAACAUGAUUGAAUUCUAUUUGCGACACCCGCGUCGAGACGACGAAUACAGAUCUGAUUCGGAUAGUUACGGUGAGGAGGAGGAAGAUGAGGAUGAUGAAGAAGAGGAAGACGAAGAAGAAGAGGACGAAGAUUGGGCCAGUUCCAUUGAUGAUGCGUUAGUGAGAGGGACGUCAAUCGCUUCCGAUACGGUUAGCGAAGACGACGAUCUGUAG